Neurospora tetrasperma FGSC 2508 is the source of this 573-nucleotide messenger RNA. RefSeq lists its product as uncharacterized. NCBI's taxonomy places the organism in Eukaryota, Fungi, Ascomycota, Sordariomycetes, Sordariales, Sordariaceae. The transcript has 3 exons. The record is from RefSeq and is a predicted model, not a curated record. Bases 104 to 352 code for a protein of 82 amino acids.
AACGACUUCCAUAUCUUGCCUCGAUUCGACCGUUGCCGAGGUACCUACUAGAAACCGUCGUCCGGGUAAAGAUACAACAAAACAUACAAAGGAAACAGUCAGGAUGGCGCAAGCUGGCAGUGAAAACAAGGAGCCAUGGAACGAGGAGACCAGGGCCAAGUUUGAAGGAAAGAGCCGAAGCGAAUACCUUGAUCCGUGCCAGGAGGCCGCUCAGCGGAGUAUACGGUGUCUGCACCGCAACCAAGGAGACCGAACCAUGUGCUCGGACUACUUUGAGGCGUACAGGGAAUGCAAGAAGCAAUGGAUCGAAAGGAGGCGGGAACAGAAGAGGAAGGCGGGUGCGCUCUUCUGAACAACCGGACUUUUUUGAUGGGAGGAUAUAAUAUGAGAAGCCACGGCUAGAAGGAAGAAAAAGAAAUCUGAGCAGCAGGAGGAAGAUCAACGUGGGCAACAUUGCUUUUUGCGUUUGUAUAAAUAGUCUUUGUAAAGCACUUGCAUGGGUAGGCGUUUAGGUUACGGAAGACGCGGAGUACCUGUUUGAUCGUUCAUCAAACGAGGACAGGGAGGGAAUAG